AUGGAUGUCGGCACCGGCUUCCACGAGCACCGCCUUCGCAUCUUCAGCGUAUUUGCCGAAGAGCGGGGUCUCCCCGCGGGCGUUGCGGGCGUUGGGGCGCAACACCCGGCCGUCCGCUACGAGCUCUUCUUCACCGACCGCCGCGUCGACCUGCUGCGCGAGGGCGUCGACGUCGCCUUCCGCGUCACCAGCAAGCCGCCCGAGGCCUGGGUAGCCCAGCCGGUGCUGAAGUUCGACGUCCGCGCCUACGGUCUGGACGCACACCCGACGCUGCCCAGCCCCCAUGACAUGGCCACGGCGCCCGUGCUGUUGCUGGGGCAGAGCGAAGAGCCCGUCGCCAGCCAAUGGCAGCACGACGACGGCCGCCGCGAGGAAGUCUCGGUGCAAGCCUCCGCCUGGGGCAGCGACCUGGACGGCCUGAUCGCCCUCGCCCGCCACGGCGCCGGCCUCGUCAUCGCGCCGGACUUCUGUGUCGAGCCGCUGCCGUCUCUGCAGGCCCUGUCGACGUCACCCGACGCUGCGCCGGCACCUUCGCUUCGCAACGUGCUGCCUGGCUGGCGGCUGCUGGUCGGCUUCGACACCGUGCAAGCCCUCACGCUGCCACUGCCCGCCGGCUCGGAGACCGCACGGGCGCUGGUCCGGUUCGUGCGCGACACGCUGCGGGUGGAACGCUAG
Messenger RNA from Ostertagia ostertagi, 675 nucleotides. NCBI's taxonomy places the organism in Eukaryota, Metazoa, Nematoda, Chromadorea, Rhabditida, Trichostrongylidae. The record is from the annotation of a GenBank genome assembly.